AUGGAUAACAAGCCUGGGGAUGGCGACAAAAAUUAUCGCCCGGAUAUUGGAAAUCUCAAUCCUGUUAAUAGCGGCUUAGGUGUACUUCCGGGAAAUGGGAAUCUCAAUUCAGGUAAAGGCGGCUCUGGUGAACUUCCGGGUAACGGGAAUAUCAAUCCUGGUCAUGGCGGCUCUGGUAAAAUUCUGGGUAAUGGGAAUCUGAAUCCAGGUCAUAGCGGCUCUGGUUUCAUUCCGGGUAAUGGGAAUCUGAAUCCUGGUCAUGGCGGUUCUGGUUUCAUUCCGGGUAAUGGGAAUCUGAAUCCCGGUCAUGGCGGCUCUGGUUUCAUUCCGAGUAAUGGGAAUCUGAAUCCCGGUCAUGGCGGCUCUGGCUUCAUUCCGGGUAAUGGGAAUCUGAAUCCCGGUCAUGGCGGCUCUGGUAAACUUCCGGGUAAUGGGAAUCUGAAUCCCGGUCAUGGCGGCUCUGGUUUCAUUCCGGGUAACGGAAAUCGCAAUCCUGGUCAUGGCGGCUCUGGUUUUAUUCCGGGUGACGGAAAUCGCAAUCCUGGUAAUGACAGUUCAGGUGUAAUUUCGGGAAAAGGGAAUUCGAAUUCUGAGUAUGGCGACGUAGGUGUACUUUCUGGAAAGGGACACCACGGUGGAGAUACAUCCGAUACAUCGAGAAGGGGUGUAGGAGUUGUAGGAAGUUGCAGCCCGGCUAGUUGUCCAGAGGCCAUGUGUCGGAACCCAAUAACCCUUCCAGGACAGUGUUGCCCGGUGUGCGAUGGAACUCAUGUGCGUGGCGGCAAAGAAGAACUUUCGGGAAGCGGUUAUCAAGAUUCAGUCGGCACCUAUAUAGGUACAUAUAAUACCUUUUUCGAGUAA
Dreissena polymorpha is the source of this 861-nucleotide messenger RNA. RefSeq lists its product as uncharacterized. The coding region runs from base 1 to 861 and encodes 286 amino acids. The record is from RefSeq and is a predicted model, not a curated record. NCBI's taxonomy places the organism in Eukaryota, Metazoa, Mollusca, Bivalvia, Myida, Dreissenidae. The transcript has a single exon.